AUGGCCAACAGCAACCUUCCCCGAAGAAUCAUCAAGGAAACUCAGCGUUUGCUCAGUGAACCAGCGCCGGGAAUUAGUGCAUCUCCUUCGGAAGACAAUAUGCGGUAUUUCAAUGUGAUGAUCCUUGGCCCAACUCAGUCUCCUUAUGAAGGUGGGGUUUUCAAGCUAGAACUGUUUUUGCCUGAAGAAUAUCCAAUGGCUGCUCCGAAGGUUAGGUUCCUGACAAAAAUAUAUCACCCUAACAUUGAUAAGCUUGGUAGAAUAUGUCUUGAUAUUCUGAAAGAUAAGUGGAGUCCUGCCCUUCAGAUUCGCACUGUUCUUUUGAGUAUUCAAGCUCUUCUGAGUGCACCAAACCCUGAUGAUCCACUUUCUGAGAACAUUGCCAAGCAUUGGAAAUCUAAUGAGGCUGAGGCUGUUGAGACAGCCAAGGAGUGGACCCGAUUAUAUGCCAGUGGUGCUUGA
Messenger RNA from Vicia faba (fava bean), 462 nucleotides. The record is from the annotation of a GenBank genome assembly. NCBI's taxonomy places the organism in Eukaryota, Viridiplantae, Streptophyta, Magnoliopsida, Fabales, Fabaceae.